Messenger RNA from Daphnia magna, 2556 nucleotides. It is a transcript of the gene Tsr1, whose product is annotated as pre-rRNA-processing protein TSR1 homolog. The transcript is spliced from 7 exons. NCBI's taxonomy places the organism in Eukaryota, Metazoa, Arthropoda, Branchiopoda, Diplostraca, Daphniidae. Bases 19 to 2535 code for a protein of 838 amino acids. Gene Ontology annotation, biological process: maturation of SSU-rRNA from tricistronic rRNA transcript (SSU-rRNA, 5.8S rRNA, LSU-rRNA); ribosome biogenesis; endonucleolytic cleavage of tricistronic rRNA transcript (SSU-rRNA, 5.8S rRNA, LSU-rRNA). Gene Ontology annotation, molecular function: GTP binding; U3 snoRNA binding; GTPase activity. Gene Ontology annotation, cellular component: nucleus; preribosome, small subunit precursor. The record is from RefSeq and is a predicted model, not a curated record.
GUCUGCAUAUGGUAUUGUAUGUUGUAUCCACUAUCCACGUGUGUGACAGACAUAGACGUAGUAAAUCGCAAUCAGUCUUGCAUUGAAACCACGACUAUUUCUAGUAAAAUGGCUGGAGGUGAACAAGCCUCACACAGACCUGGUCUUUUGAAACAACAAAAUAAAUCGCAUAAAACUGGCAGGCACAGAAGUAAAAGUGAAAUUGAUAAGAACAACAAAGGUAGAGUUCAUGUUAAAUUAAUAUCGAAGCGGAAAAAUCAAGAAUUAAAACGUGAUGAAAGAAGAAAAAAAGCCAACCAGUUAAGAUCCAAGAAACGAGAAGAUAUUCUGGCCAAAAAGAGGGCCAUAGGGGGAAGUGAUUCAGCCCCUUUUCUGUCUGCAAUUAUACCAAUAGGAGAAUCUGCCAAUUUGCAAAAAUUGUUGAAACAAAUGAAAGAGUGUGAUGCUGAUGCCAAAGUGGAGAUUACAGGCUGCAACAUAAUGCACAUAAAUAUACCACGUUUUAGGCAAAACUUCAGUUUGAUAAUCCCCCAACCUGGAGAUCUUUAUGCUGCAUUAGAUGCUUGUAAAGUAGUUGAUAGUGUUAUAUUCCUUGUAUCACCUCCAUCUGACAGUGACAGCUGUGUGUCACAUUCAACAAAUAAUGAAGGAGUGCUAGGGUUUGACAGUAGUGGCGAAGAAUUACUGUCAGCCAUCAUGGCGCAAGGGCUUCCAUCUCCAAUUUUUGUUGUUAACGACAUCGAUGCGAUUUCUGCGAAGAAACGUAAUGACUAUAAAAAACUUCUUCUAAAACAGCUAGAUCAGAUGGUUCCUGUAGAGAAGCUUCAGGUAAUUGAAAAUGAAAGUGACGCACUGAGGCUGUUUCAUCAAAUAGGGUCGCAAAAACAACGACCAGUUUACCAAAGAAACAUGAGAUGCCAUUUUCUUUGUGAAGAAGUAAAUUUCAAACAAAGUCUGGAUGAUCCAACGGUUGGUACGUUAAUUGUUGAUGGAUAUGUGCGAUAUCAACCUUUAAAUGUAAAUGGCCUAGUUCAUAUACCGGGAUGGGGGGAUUUUCAAAUGGAACGAAUCGAAGUCCAAAGAAAUCCAGGAGAAUUUAUAUUCCUCGAAGAGGCUAAUCCCUCUCUCCAGGAAACGCUGAAAUCAGAAAACGAUCCUGAUCCCAUGAAUGGCGAGCAGACUUGGCCCUAUCAAGAAGAAAUGGAUGGCCAAACUUUGGAAGAUGGCAAGAUAGAAGAUAACGAAGAAAUGGAAAUUAAGAAGCGAUUCCCAAAGGGUACAUCGGAAUAUCAAGCGGCAUGGAUCAAAGAUGAUGAUAAUGAUGCCAACCAAGAAGAUGAAAAAGAAGAAGACGACAGUGACGAUUGGGAAGACGAUUGUGAAGACGAUUGUGAAGAUAUGAUUGAAGAUGAUGAUAAUGAAAGCGGAACUUCAUCGGAAGAAGAUGAAGAAGACGAAAUGGAGUCCGUGGAAAUGGAAGGCGGAGAUACUCAUGUCUAUGACAAGAAAGUUAAUUUCGCUGAUGAAGAAAACGAUCUAAAAAGAAUUAAAGAAGCCCGAGAGGAUGAGCUUUUUCCCGAUGAAGUUGAUACACCACGUGACACUUUGGCCAAAGUACGCUUUCAGAAAUAUCGUGGCCUGAAAUCCUUCCGUACGUCGCCUUGGGAUCCGAAAGAAAAUUUACCUAUGGACUAUUCUAGAACUUUCCAAUUUCAAAAUUUUCAGCGUACUCGAAAGCGAGUCUUGAAAGAAGAGCGGACUGGAGCUAAGCCUGGAUGGUACGUAAGAGUUCAUGUCAAGAAUGUACCGAGCCAUUUACCAGCGGGUCUUCAACCUGGCUAUCCAUUGGCACUAGUUGGCAUGUUACCUCAUGAACAGAAAAUGAGUGUGAUUAAUCUCGUUUUAAAGAGGUUCAAAAAUACUCGGGAUCAACAGGCGAUUCCCUCGAAAGAAAGGUUGAUCUUUCAUUGCGGAUAUCGUCGGUAUGCCGCAUCCCCUAUUUUUAGUCAACACACUGCAGCCAAUAAGCAUAAAUACGAGAGGUUCUUUCGACCGGAAUCGGUAGUAGUGGCAACUCUUUAUGCUCCAAUUAUGUUUCCGCCUGCGUCUGUCCUAGUAUUUCGAGAAAAGAAGGAUGGAAGCCAAAUUAUGACCGCGACUGGAUCAGUUUUAUCUGUUAAUCCUGACCGUAUUACAGUUAAACGAGCUGUCUUGAGCGGAGCACCUUUUAAAGUACACCGCAAAUCGGCCGUCCUCCGUUUUAUGUUCUUUAACCGCGAAGACAUUGAAUGGUUUAAGCCAGUUGAACUAAGGACGAAAUAUGGUCGACGAGGUCAUAUCAGAGAACCACUUGGAACACACGGCCACAUGAAAUGUGUAUUUGACGGCCAGAUCAAAUCACAGGAUACAAUAAUGAUGAACCUUUACAAGCGUGUGUUUCCGAAAUGGAGCUACGAUCCCAAUGUUGCAUUUCCGCCUGCUUUAUACAACCAUGAAGCAGAAAUGGAGGACGCCGCUAACCAGUUGAUGUCAUAAAUAAAACGGUUUCAACUCCUC